This is a messenger RNA of Rhodotorula toruloides NP11, 1212 nucleotides long. RefSeq names its product translation initiation factor eIF-5. Gene Ontology annotation, cellular component: cytosol. Gene Ontology annotation, molecular function: GDP-dissociation inhibitor activity; translation initiation factor activity; eukaryotic initiation factor eIF2 binding. The transcript is spliced from 5 exons. Lineage: Eukaryota; Fungi; Basidiomycota; Microbotryomycetes; Sporidiobolales; Sporidiobolaceae. Gene Ontology annotation, biological process: formation of cytoplasmic translation initiation complex; translational initiation; formation of translation preinitiation complex. Bases 1 to 1212 code for a protein of 403 amino acids. The record is from RefSeq and is a predicted model, not a curated record.
AUGGCUACCGUCAACAUUCGCCGCGACGUCAAGGACAGCUUCUACCGCUACAAGAUGCCGGUGCUCCUCACCAAGAUUGAGGGAAGGGGCAACGGUAUCAAGACGGUCCUGCCCAACAUGGCCGACGUUGCUAGGGCUCUGAACCGUCCUGCUUCAUACCCGACCAAGUACUUCGGCUCCGAGCUCGGCGCCCAGUCGACCUGCAACGACGACACGGAGCGCUACAUUGUCAACGGCGCCCACGACCAGAACCGCAUGCGCGAGCUCCUCGACGGCUUCAUCGACAAGUUCGUCCUGUGCCAGUCGUGCAAGAACCCCGAGACGGAGCUCAUCGUCUCGAAGGACGAGUACAUCACGGCCGACUGCAAGGCUUGCGGUCACGUCGGCGACAUCGACAUGCGUCACAAGCUCAGCGGUUACAUUGUCAAGAACCCGCCCAAGAAGGCUUCGAAGAAGGGCAAGAAGGGUGCGGCCGGUGCCGACUCGAUCGCGGGUCAGCCGGGACAGGUCGACGAGGACGAGGACGACGACCAGGACGAGUUGACGCGCAAGAUCCGCGAGGGUGCUGCCGAGGUCAUGAGCGAGGAGCAGGCUGCCAAGCUCAUUGCGCAGCGCGAGGCGGACGAGGAUUGGGGCGAGGACACUUCACCCGAGGCUGUUGCCGCGCGCAUGGCUGCCCUGGGCGUCUCGGGCGACUCGUCUCUCCUCGCGGGCGACGACGAUGACGACGAGGCUGGUGGACCGUACGCCGAGUUCGCCACCUGGGUCAAGGAGAACAAGGACGAGGUCUCGGCCGCCGAAAUCUACAAGGAGGCCGACGCGCGCGGCGUCGCGAAGAAGACGCACCGUCUCCUUCCUUACCUCUUCCCCGCCCUCUUCACCGACAAGGUCGCCGACGAGUUGCCCAAGUACCUCGCUUUGCUCGCCAAGCUCACCAACUCGGACAAGGCUGUCAAGGCGCUCGGGGGCGGCAUCGAGAGGCUUCUCGGCGACGACUACCCCGACGCGGUUGCACAGACGCCCAAGGUCUUGAUGGUCCUCUACCAGAACGACAUCAUGGACGAGGACGCGAUCAAGCACUUUGCGACUCACGUCAGCAAGAAGUACGUUUCGAAGGACGUCUCCAAGCGCGUGCGCAAGGCGGCCGAGCCCAUGGUCAAGUGGCUCGAGGAGGCGGAAUCGGACGAAGAAUCGGACGAGGAGGAGUCGUGA